Tachysurus fulvidraco (yellow catfish) is the source of this 5988-nucleotide messenger RNA. It is a transcript of the gene rasal2, whose product is annotated as RAS protein activator like 2. Gene Ontology annotation, biological process: regulation of GTPase activity. The coding region runs from base 714 to 4568 and encodes 1284 amino acids. The transcript has 18 exons. The record is from RefSeq and is a predicted model, not a curated record. Lineage: Eukaryota; Metazoa; Chordata; Actinopteri; Siluriformes; Bagridae.
CCCUGAAUCCUGAGCAGUGCCAUGUGAUCGAGCUGGAGAAGCGGACAGUCUUUUAAACCGAUCAGAAGCUGAACUGCUCUUAGAGUCACGGCGUGAAUAAACAAGAGCAACUUCAAACAAAGUCGCCACUUGGAAAAUGCAGGCGUGAACCUCAACGGGUUUAAAACAGUCACAUAGAAAGAAAGAAAGUUGUUGUCGAAGCCGAGAAGGGAAAACCUGCCCUGAUACAUACAUGUACAGCACCGGGACUCGAUGUCCGACAGACGGAAAACUGGGGUAGAAAAACUUUGGACGUUUUUGUUUGGAUUGUGAAUUGGGUUAUGGGAUCUGAAUGAACCUGAGAUCAGAUUAAAACGUUUACAAACAAUGUUAUUUUCAGAAAAUCCCAGUAAUACUUUUGUUCGGCAGCGGUGUAGCCUCUGAGACUGUAAACGGUACAAAUCGUGUCUUUUCUUCCUUCUUUCAUUCUGAGUGGGAAAACUAAAGGAGAUGAAAAGGACUGGAAACUUUUAGUUAACGUGCGGACACGGAGAAAGUUACCUGCUGGGUUUGUUUACAUACAUCAACAAAGUCGCCUUUUUAAUUUUACAUAUCUGCUGCUUUAUAAACCGGAUGGUCACAAAGCCUAGCUAACUGCUAGCUACAUCACCUCUCCAUGGUAAAUAAACACCAACCGGUGCUGACGUUAGUUAAGUCGGCGUUGGUUCAUUACUAUGGAAAACGCUUUUAGGAACCAACUUGUCCCGAGGAUGGAGUCGGGGAUUUACCGUGGGACUGUGAACGGCAUGGACACGGAGUCGCUGACAGGAGACGGUGACUCGGUGCAGGGAGCCGCUGUUACUGUAGACCAGGUGCUCGACAGCAUUUUGAUGGAGUCCUUCUGCCAGCAACAAGGAUGGAUGCGCGUAUAUGACGUAAAGGGGCCGCCAAGCUACCACUUCUCUUGUGGCCAGUCACCCUUCUCCGAAUCCAGCGUCUGGGAAAAGAAGUACUGCAUCCUGACUGACAACCAGCUCAUCCUGCUCAACCGCAAGGAAGAAAUGCCUGCAGAGAAAAUGCAUGAAAGUCCCACAGCUUCAUCAUCCAAUGGUCGCAGCCUGAGAAGAACUGUCAGUGUGCCCUCUGAAGGACAGUUCCCAGAGUAUCCAGCAGAGGGAGCGUCAAUGUUGGAAGUAUCCUCAGAUCGCUCUCCCAGACGGAGGAGCAUCUCUGGCCUUGGCAGCUCUGACAAGAACAUCUCAGUGGAUGGGCCCAACUCCUCUCCCUUCAAAGUGCCAGGUUUUUUCAGUAAGCGAAUAAAGGGGUCGAUCAAGAGGACAAAGAGCCAGACCAAACUGGACCGGAACCCAAGCUUCAGGCUACCAUCACUGCGGCCUACUGAGAAUGACAGGUCCCGAGGCCUGCCCAAGCUGAAAGAGUCCUGUUCACAUGAGUCUUUGCUCAGUCCGAGCAAUGCUGCAGAGGCACUAGAUCUCAGCAUGGAAGAGGAUGUGUACAUUAAACCACUUCACAGCAGUGUGCUGGGACAGGAGUUCUGUUUUGAGGUGAUAUACUCAGGGGGCAGUAAGUGCUUCAGCUGCUCCUCAGCUUCUGAGAGAGACAAAUGGAUGGAGAACAUCAGGAGAACUGUGCAACCAAAUAAGGACAACUGCCGGCGUGCAGAGAAUGUGCUUCGCCUUUGGAUCAUUGAGGCGAAAGACUUGCCACCCAAAAAGAGAUACUUCUGUGAGCUGUGCCUUGAUGAUGUACUGUACGCACGUACCACCAGCAAAGUGCGCUCAGAUUCCCUAUUCUGGGGUGAGCACUUUGAGUUUGGUGGUCUGCCUGCUAUCAACAGCAUUAUUGUACAUGUAUACCGUGAUGCUGACAAGAAAAAGAAAAAAGACAAGAGUAACUACGUUGGACUGGUGAACAUCCCAGUACAGGCUGUGAGUGGACGCCAGUUUGUGGAGAAGUGGUACCCAGUGAGCACACCCACUAGCAGCAAGGUGAAAGGCGGCGGCCCCUCCAUCCGUAUCAAGUGCCGCUUUCAGAGCAUUGCAAUCCUGCCCAUGGAACUCUAUAAGGAAUUUGCAGAAUUUGUUACCAACAACUACACUAUGUUGUGUUCAGUGCUCGAGCCUGUUAUCAGUGUGCGGAAUAAGGAGGAGAUGGCCAGUGCACUUGUGCAUAUACUGCAGAGCACCGGCCGGGCAAAGGACUUUCUGACCGAUCUGGUCAUGUCUGAGGUGGAUCGGUGUGCAGAUCAUGACGUGUUGAUCUUCCGAGAGAACACACUGGCGACCAAAGCCAUAGAAGAGUACCUCAAACUUGUAGGUCAGAAGUAUUUGCAUGAUGCCCUAGGAGAGUUUAUCAAAGCUCUGUAUGAAUCAGACGAGAACUGUGAGGUGGAUCCAUCAAAGUGCCCCAGCAGUGAGCUGCCAGAACAUCAAAGUAACUUAAAAAUGUGCUGUGAGCUAGCCUUCUGCAAGAUCAUCAACUCCUACUGUGUUUUUCCACGGGAGCUGAAGGAGGUGUUUUCCUCAUGGAAGCAACAGUGCCAGGCUCGGGGGAAGCAGGACAUAAGCCAGCGUCUAAUCAGUGCCUCACUGUUUCUACGCUUUCUCUGUCCAGCCAUUAUGUCACCAUCUCUCUUCAACCUGAUGCAGGAAUAUCCUGAUGACCGUACAUCACGCACCCUCACCCUCAUUGCUAAAGUCAUCCAGAACCUUGCUAAUUUCACCAAGUUUGGCAACAAAGAGGAGUACAUGGCUUUCAUGAAUGAUUUUUUGGAGCAUGAGUGGGCAGGCAUGACCCGCUUCCUGCUGGAGAUCUCCAACCUUGAAACCAUUUCCAGCACCCCGGGCUUUGAGGGUUACAUUGACUUGGGCCAUGAGCUCUCUCUGCUGCAUGCUCUGCUGUGGGAGGUGGUAUCUCAGCUAGACAAGGGUGAUAAUUCCUUCCUGCAGGCAACGGUGGCCAAACUGGGGCCUCUGCCACGUAUCCUGGGUGAGAUCACACGCUCACUGUCCAGCCCCACACCAAUGCAGCAGCAGCUGAGACGUUUCCAAGACCAUGGCUCUGCCCAUAACCUCACUGGCAGCGUGUCUUCAGGACUGCAGAGGAUAUUUGAGGACCCGAACGACAGUGAUAUUCAGAUUGUCAAAUCUCCAUUGCAAGAACAUACAGAAGUUCAGUCACGUGGAAAGCCCCCCUUAUUGUGCCAGCAGCCAUCCCUGCAAAGCAUGAGCUUCUCCGACAAAGAGCGAGAGAGCCACCUCCCUAAUGGGCGCAGCAUCUCCCUGAUGGACCUACAGGACUCGCAGCUUCUUCAUGAUGUCCCACCAAAAAUAGGCCGUGUUGGUUCCCAAGCAUCCAUUGGCCCACUGCCUCCCUCUCUUCAGCACCUCCAUCACCACCAUCCACAGCAACAGCAGGCCAAAGUGGUCACACUAAGGGAAAAUGUACCCCAGAGUGCACCACAGGUUCGCAGGCCUUUGCAACUAUCUUUAAGCCAGCAGCGCAGCCUCCAGCCACUCUGCUUUCAGAACCCGGUAUACCAGCUAAGCAGUAUGCAUGCAGUGCGCUCAGCUCAGGCACCACUACAGGCCCAUUCCAGCUCAGAGAACCUAAGCACAGCAAGCUCUCACAGUGCCAGCCCCAGCAUUGCACCAAGGAAAAUGUUGCCCUCCACCACCAGUCUUGAGGAAGAAGAAGCACCCUCUCCCUGCUGGCAUACAACCUUAGUUGAUGCCCAACCAGGGCCACAGGUAAUGGCUGUAGCCAGGCAGAGUGGUGCAGGGACUGCACAUAUUGUAAAAGUGGAACAGCAAAGUAGGUCAAAUGGAGGGCUAUCGCACCCACUGCCACAUAGCAACUCACUACGCAGCAGCAGCAGUAUCAAUACAGACCCACAACAACAAAGUGAAGUCAGCUCCAGACAGCAGUCCAUCUGCUCACGAGAUGGCCCUAUCCCAAACAAUAGAACUAACAGACAGAUGCACUCUCCUGUAGAGUCAGUCACCAUGUCUCCUGUUGAGCGAACAGCAGCAUGGGUGCUGAAUAAUGGCCAGUAUGAGGAGGAUGAGGAGGAAGGCCACAGUAAGAAGGAAAGCAAGCAUGUGGAGAAGUAUGAGCAAGAGAUCACAAAGUUAAAAGAGCGGCUGUGUGUGUCUGGGCGCCGCUUAGAAGAAUAUGAACGGCGGCUUGCAGCACAAGAGCAGCAAAUGCAGAGGCUGCUGAUAGAGUACAAGACUCGCCUGGAGGACAGUGAGGAGCGUCUGCGGCGACAACAGGAGGAGAAGGACAGCCAAAUGAAGAGCGUUAUCUGCAGGUUAAUGGCAGUGGAAGAGGAGCUGAAGAGAGACCAUGCAGAGAUGCAAGCGGUUAUAGAUGCAAAGCAGAAGAUCAUAGAUGCACAGGAAAAACGGAUCAGCUCCCUUGAUGCAGCUAACUCUCGCCUUAUGAGUGCCCUCACCCAGGUCAAAGAGCGCUACAGCAUGCAUAACCUUCGCAAUGGCCUCUCACCUACUAACCCCACCAAGCUCUCUAUCACGGAGAAUGGUGAGUUCAAGAACAGCAGCUGCUGAUUAGCCUGCUUGCACCUGGUGAACGGUGCUAGCUCAAUCACUGGCAUCAGUUAGGACUAAGGUGCCAGUGCCAGUGGCCAUGUUCUCUGACUACUAUAUAAAAUCUUGCAAGGAAUGUCUGGUUACAAUGUAUAUAGAUUGCAUCUUGCAUUGAGCUUGUACAGAAAAAGAAGCAAAUCAGUUAAAGAGUUUAAAAUUGAUUUAGUUUUUUUGUUUUUAAUAUUAAUAGUACCGUACAUGAGGGUUACGAUUUCAAACGAUUUUGUUAAAGUAUUGUUCAACUACAAUAUUAUAUAUUGAGGAUAUGUACAUAUCAUAUAAUAGAACUGUUUGAAAGAAAUGUGCCAUAAAGCACAUAGAACAGGUUUGUAGCUCUUAUUAACAAACAAACAGAAGGUGGUUUUAUGCACUCAAUUUUAUAGCUCGUAAUUUCUUGGUUUUUGUUUUGCCAGGUCUUUGUAUUUUGUUGUUUGUUUUGAUUUACUUUACUUUAAAAUUAUCUGAUUUAAUGUCAAGUUCAAAUCAAGUGGCUGGAUGGGUGGGGGUUUAUAUCAGCUUCACACCAAUGAAAAAGGUCAACAAUAACUUGACUUAAUGGAGAAGUAAAUUUAUCUGUGUUUUUCAUCCUGCACUCUAUUUGGCAGAAAUCGUAUGUACUUUUUAAACAUCCCAUUCCAUUCUAUGAAGCCUUUCAACAAGAUUUUUUAGUAUGGAUUUAUGAAUUUGCUCAUUCAGCAACAAAACCAUUAGUGCAAACAUGUACUGGUGUUUGAUUUGUUUCAGUCGGUGUUCAGUUGGUUUGAUGACCGGGUGUUGUGCAGAACACUAGCAUGCCUAGACAGGGUUUGCACUCUGCACAGAGCCUUGACCUCAACCCAACUUGCUCAGUCCAACUUUAUUUCAACUGUUUGGUGAAGAACCACUUUGGAUGAGAUGGUCGGCUGUUUUCAUACUUUCAGCCAUAUAGUGUAUUAUGUUUUCAGAUUUGCCACUCUGGUGUACCCCUCUGAAUCUAGCACCAGUAUUCCCAUUCAAAUCCUAAUGAAUACAUUAUCAGUCCUGUCUAAUACAAAUUUAACACUCGUGCUGCUUUUUAUACAGUGGUUCAGACAGAUAAUCUGUCAAUUCAGUUACUUGCAAAACUGUCCUUUUACAAUCUUAUUUCAUGUUUGUCACUGACUACUAUUAAACCACACUGUUCAACAUAAUGUCUUCACUCUGAUGUUAACAACAUUUUGUAUCACAUAGACACUGAAUGCAUUUUGCCGUUGUCAAUGUUCUGUAACAUUAUGACAAGACUGUGAGGAAUAAAUAUGUUUUAGACUCCAUUUUAUUUUAAACUGCAUUUGAAUUAAAUGUAUUUUAUAAUAAGUGCUUUAACACUGUUUCCCCCUUUAAACCAAUAAAUUUCCUCCUUGUA